CCCCGCCCUCCUCCCCGGGCGGGGAGGAGGAGGGCGACAAGAUGGCGGCGGCGAUGGCGGCGGCGGAGCCGGCGGCGGCGGAGGAGGAGGCGGAGGCGCUGGGGCUCUUCACCGGCAUCGGCCUGAGCGAGGCCAAGGCCCGCGAGACGCUGCGCAACGCCGCGCUCAGCGCCCAGCUCCGCCGAGCCGUGCUGCAGGCCCGCGGCGCGCUGGGCUCCGGCCUGGAUAAAGCCACCGGGGCUCUGCUCUACAACGCGGCCGCCCGGCUCCGCGACCCCGGCCGCCUGGCCUUCCUCGUGGCCUACAUCGGCCGCGGCGACAUCCGCAGCGACCUGCAGCUCGGCGCCGCCCUGCAGUACCUGCGCAGCCACCCGCUUGACCCCCUGGAUGCAGCCGACUUCGAGCGGGCGUGCGGCGUGGGCGUGCGGGUCAGCCCCGAGCAGAUCGAGGAGGCGGUGGAGGCCGUGAUCAGCCGGCACCGGGAGGAGCUGCUGGCCGAGCGCUACCGCUUCAACAUGGGGCUGCUGAUGGGGGAGGCACGCAGCCGGUUGCAGUGGGCGGACGGGAAGAGCAUCAAGAAUGAGGUGGAUCUGCAGGUGCUGCAUUUGCUGGGACCAAAGACAGAAGCAGACCUGGAAAAGAAACCAAAGGCUACAAAGGCCCGUCCAGUCCAGGAAGAGAAGCAGAAGACGCCUGUGGUGGAGAACGGUGAGGUGGGCACGGAGACAAAAUCGCUGCUGGAGCAGCUGCGGGGAGAAGCCCUCAAGUUCCACAAGCCGGGGGAGAACUACAAGACGGAGGGCUACGUGGUGACGCCCAACACCAUGGCGCUGCUCAAGCAGCACCUGGCGGUCACGGGCGGGCAGGUGCGGACGCGGUUCCCUCCUGAGCCCAACGGGAUCCUGCACAUCGGGCACGCCAAGGCCAUCAACUUCAACUUCGGCUACGCCAAGGCCAACGGGGGCGUGUGCUUCCUGCGCUACGACGACACCAACCCCGAGAAGGAGGAGGAGAAGUACUUCACGGCCAUCCGGGAGAUGGUGGAGUGGCUCGGCUACCAGCCCUACGCGGUGACCCACGCCUCGGACUACUUCGACCAGCUGUACACCUGGGCCCUGGAGCUCAUCCGCAGGGGCCAGGCCUACGUCUGCCACCAGAAGGUCGAGGAGAUCAAGGGCCACAACCCGCCGCCCUCGCCGUGGCGGGACCGGCCCGUGGAGGAAUCGCUCCUGCUCUUCGAGGACAUGCGAAAGGGCAAGUUUGGGGAGGGGGAGGCCACGCUGCGGAUGAAACUGGUGAUGGAGGACGGGAAGAUGGACCCCGUCGCCUACCGCGUCAAGUUCACUCCGCACCACCGCACCGGGGACAAAUGGUGCAUCUACCCCACGUACGACUACACGCACUGCCUGUGUGACUCCAUCGAGCACAUCACGCACUCCCUCUGCACCAAGGAGUUCCAGGCCAGGCGCUCCUCCUACUUCUGGCUGUGCAACGCGCUGGAUGUCUACUGCCCCGUGCAGUGGGAGUACGGGCGCCUGAACCUGCUCUACACCGUCGUCUCCAAGAGGAAAAUCAUCCGUCUGGUGGAGACGGGUGCUGUGAGGGACUGGGACGACCCGCGGCUCUUCACCCUGACAGCCCUGCGCCGGCGAGGCUUCCCCCCCGAGGCCAUCAACAACUUCUGCGCCCGGGUUGGUGUGACCGUGGCCCAGGCAACGAUGGAGCCACACCUGCUGGAGGCAUGCGUGCGGGAGGUGCUGAACGAGCAGGCCCCCCGCGCCAUGGCCGUGCUGGAGCCUCUCAAGGUCACCAUCACCAACUUCCCCGCUCCUGAGACAAUCGACGUCCUUGUGCCCAACUUCCCCGCCGAUGAGAGCCGGGGCUUCCACAAAGUGCCCUUCCAGCCCACCGUCUACAUCGAGGAGACCGACUUCAGGGAGGAGCUGGACAAGGGCUACAAGCGGCUGGCCCCGGGGCAGCCCGUGGGACUGCGCCACGCUGGCUACGUCAUUGCCGUCCAGAACGUCAUCAAGAACGCCAGCGGGCGCGUGAUCGAGCUGGAGGUGACCUGCACAAAGUCAGACGCGGCCGAGAAGCCCAAAGCCUUCAUCCAUUGGGUGUCGGAGCCGCUGACGUGCGAAGUGCGGCUCUACGAGCGGCUGUUUUUGCACAAAAAUCCCGAGGACCCAGCGGAGGUUCCCGGGGGCUUUCUGAGCGAUCUCAAUCCUGACUCCCUGCGCGUGGUGGACAACGCCCUGGUGGACAGAUCCGUCCUCGCUGCCCGGCCCUUUGCCAAAUUCCAGUUUGAGCGGCUGGGCUACUUCUCCGUGGACCCCGACAGCACCGAGGGGAAGCUGGUGUUCAACCGCACGGUGACGCUGAAGGAAGACCCCGGCAAAGCCUGAGCGGAGCCCCCCCC
Oxyura jamaicensis (ruddy duck) is the source of this 2419-nucleotide messenger RNA. It is a transcript of the gene QARS1, whose product is annotated as glutaminyl-tRNA synthetase 1. Lineage: Eukaryota; Metazoa; Chordata; Aves; Anseriformes; Anatidae. Gene Ontology annotation, cellular component: cytoplasm; cytosol; aminoacyl-tRNA synthetase multienzyme complex. The transcript is spliced from 23 exons. The record is from RefSeq and is a predicted model, not a curated record. Gene Ontology annotation, molecular function: glutamine-tRNA ligase activity; ATP binding. Bases 42 to 2405 code for a protein of 787 amino acids. Gene Ontology annotation, biological process: glutaminyl-tRNA aminoacylation; translation.